Glycine soja is the source of this 1560-nucleotide messenger RNA. RefSeq names its product protein MAIN-LIKE 1-like. NCBI's taxonomy places the organism in Eukaryota, Viridiplantae, Streptophyta, Magnoliopsida, Fabales, Fabaceae. Bases 1 to 1560 code for a protein of 519 amino acids. The record is from RefSeq and is a predicted model, not a curated record. Gene Ontology annotation, biological process: meristem development; meristem maintenance. The transcript has 6 exons.
AUGGUUAGGACCAGAGGAUUAGGUCAUGCCUUAGGUCACGUUACUGGCAGAGGUGUGGGUAGAGGAGAUCGUGAUGAUUCCGAUGAUGCUCUGCAACGUCGAUGGCCUACCGCAUCCGCACAGAGGCAGCGAGUACCUGUGACUGCGGCGCAUGAUGAGCCAGUGGUCCCUAUGCCAGAUGUAGAGGCUGAUGUAUUUCCAGAUGACCCGAUUGCACCAGCUAAUGUAGAGGACACUGGGGCAGACAUUCCUGCAGACACACGCGCGCAAGCUGUUGAGGAUAAGCAUGAGGAAUUUUCGGGUGGUCCGAGCGACCCAUCUGUGCUGACCCAGUAUGUGGAUCACGUUGCUUGCAGCGUAUGGGCGGGAGAGCGUCCUGAGUUGACGUUAUCGUCUCACGGGAGGAAGGUCCAUAGUUUAGGUAGGCCUGUCCCUGCCAUUGAGGGACUAGUUGCUGGGACAGGACUAAGUCCUUUGAUCGUGUGUUCGGUAGACAUUGGUGAUCGGGGACUUUUGUCCUCGUUUGUCGAGCGGUGGCACCGGGAGACGUCUAGUUUCCAUCUCCCUAUGGGAGAGUUGACGAUUACGCUGGACGACAUCUCCUCACUUCUGCAUCUGCCCGUGGUUGGCGACUUGCAUGCCUUUCAGCCCUUGCACGUGGAUGAUGCGAUUCAGAUGCUGGUCGACUUAUUGAUGGUCUAUGCAGAGGCUGUCAAGGCUGAGACAGGGCAGUGUCGUGGACUUCAGACCGAGAGGUACGUCUGGGGAGUGGCUGCGCUGGUGCAUAUGUACGACCAGCUGAGCGAUGCCUCUAUCAGCAGUAGCCGACAGCUUGGCGGUGACAUCACACUACUGCAGUGUUGGAUAUACGAGCAUUUUCCCUUAGUCGUAGAGUCCACUGCUGAUCAGGACUACGAAGAGAAUUCCCCAUGUGCCUGUAGGUGGAUUGCGACAAAGAAGAUCGUGAAGAGCAUACGUACACCGGUGUACAGGGAGCGCCUGAACCGACUCUGGAUUCUGGAUGUCUGUUAUAGGGUCGUGCGGAAGUUUGGAUACACCCAGACCAUUCCUGCUCCGCUUGUCGAUUCAUGGGUGUCGUAUGAUGAUAUACACGACAAGUGGAUGCACUACUCGGAUCAUAUGGUUCCAGCAGGUGAGGUGUGCGCUGUGCUAGGUCAGUGUGCCAGCGACUACAUGGACUGGUUUUUCCGCAUCUCGCAUCCUUUCAUGACACUAGGCCACGCAUCAGAUCCUAUACCAGAUGGUCAUGCUCCGCAGCCCCGAGUCGUCCCUCAGACCCCACAGAUAGAUAUCCCUCAAGUGCCGGAGCCAGGAGCACCGUCGACAUCUGCGAGUCCCGCUGUGGAGGAGCCUAGACAUGCAGAAGUUUGCCAUGGGAUUGCUGAGAGGUUGGAGCGCUAUCUGAGCUUAAGGGUGGUCACGCCAGGCUCAUCAACACAUGAGGUGAUCGAAGAAUACCUCAGGAUGGCCAGGAGUGUAACACAGGACCAGCUAGUAUAUGUUAGGUCUCGACGCAGGCGGCGCACAGAUCAGGCAUAG